GGCGCCCCUAGCGUCCCUAUGGGCCGGCCGCCACUGCUUCCCAGCUUUCCUAAAGUCCAACCCAUGUCCCCUCUUCCUCUUCUGUAGUUUGAGAGCCUGAGUCGUGUUGCAGAGUGUCUCUUCUCCCUGUUGAACGGCGACGACAUGUUCACCACCUUCGCCCAGCUGAAGGACAAGAACUCUCUGGUGUGGCUCUUCAGCCGAGCGUACCUCUACUCCUUCAUCUCCCUGUUCAUCUACAUGGUGCUGUCGCUCUUCAUUGCCCUCAUCACCGACUCCUACGAGACCAUCAAGAGCUUUCAAAAGAACGGGUUCCCAUUGACGGACCUGCAGAAGUUCCUCAGAGAGCAGAAAGAUGUUCCUGUUUCAGAGGAGAGCAGUCCGACAGACGUUCAUGUCCAAAAUUCAGCCUUCUGCUGCUGCCGAAGAGUUCCUGCAGGUGAUGAUGUCGUGCUGAUCAGCUGACAGCUGUCCAACCUCCCAGAGGACACGGAUCACGCAGGAGGAGGAUGCUGGGAACAGGACGUCUAAAACGGACUUACACAUCAACAAUCCCAUUGCAAAAUCCUUGAAGAUUGUAGAGUUACUGAUUCUGUGAAGUGCAAUAUCAAACGCCUAACGAGUUCCAUCUCUUUAAAAUGAAACUGGAGCUGGAGUAUCAGAGCUGGAACUUGUAACAAUAAGGUUUCAUAACAGUAUCUGUUGAAGUUCAGGAUGCUGUUGAGAAGUUUACUGGACGUUUUGUAGGUCUGUUAAUACAUUUAGUACUGGAUUCAGUGUUUUCUGAACUAAACUGUGGCUGCAUCUCUGGAGCUAAGCAACGAGAUGCAUUGAUGUUUGUAAUUUAUUUGUCAUGUGUUGGAGUAAAUAUUGCAGUAAAGCUUCUCUUUUCAUUUG
Molecule: messenger RNA, 897 nt
Organism: Notothenia coriiceps (black rockcod)
Lineage: Eukaryota; Metazoa; Chordata; Actinopteri; Perciformes; Nototheniidae
Product: mucolipin-2-like
Exons: 3
Coding region: 145-465 (106 amino acids)
Cellular component (GO): membrane
Molecular function (GO): NAADP-sensitive calcium-release channel activity
Source: RefSeq, a predicted model, not a curated record